Molecule: messenger RNA, 1663 nt
Organism: Aspergillus caelatus
Lineage: Eukaryota; Fungi; Ascomycota; Eurotiomycetes; Eurotiales; Aspergillaceae
Product: putative cyclin-like protein (Clg1)
Exons: 3
Coding region: 268-1623 (451 amino acids)
Biological process (GO): regulation of cyclin-dependent protein serine/threonine kinase activity
Cellular component (GO): cyclin-dependent protein kinase holoenzyme complex; nucleus
Molecular function (GO): protein kinase binding; cyclin-dependent protein serine/threonine kinase regulator activity
Source: RefSeq, a predicted model, not a curated record
CGGACUCCCACUAAAGGACCAACAAGGAAAAGCAAACAGUCAAAUAAAGCGCGCUUCGUUCGCUCUUCGACUUUGAUCCGUUUACAACCGCGUUCCCGGGUUUAAUACGUGCUGUUGAAGAAUUCCUCCAUGUUAUUCAACUAAGCGAUACUCAAGACGCAAAACUAAAGAGCCCAGGAUCAGGGCCUGGCGGACGUGUAGACGCACCAGAACCGUCUACCUUCGCCGUCCUGAACUGGAUUUCUUUUCUUUUCUAUUUAUUUCGUUAUGCCGUCCUUUUUCGUGCCAGGUCUUCAAGGCCUGCCCCCUACUCCUCCCCACAUCAUGAGCGGUGGCAGAAUGGACUCCGAGCACCCAUUUUACGUGGUUGGCCACUCCGCCUUUCCCCCUCGCUACUCGCAGAGCGGUUGUGAAUUUAUUGAGCAGUACUCCCAAUCGAGCUGCUACUCCAAGCCCGCCCCGAUGAACAUGCACCCGUCGUCGAUGCGCAGUGGCAGAGAUAUGGCCAUGAUGAACCAGCCCAUUUUCGGUCCGAUGCCUACCGCGAAUGUGUUGCCUCCCCUCCGAAACAACGUCCAGUUACCCCCUAUGGACAGCGCGAUCCCGCCUCAGUACCGCCGACAAGACGUCAUGGUGCAACCCGAACAGCAACAGCGCAAGGAGGAGAAGGCUACCGGAGGUGUUGCCGCCCGCUUGGAUUAUGAGAUGGACCAGAUGUCCGACUUCGUGGCUGAGAUGGCCCAGGGAAUCGUCUACCCAGGAACGUCAGUCCCGCCGCAAUUCCGGAAGUACGUCUUUCAGAUUCUGUCGUCGACUCGCUUGCCAAGCUCGACGAUCCUUCUGGGCCUCUACUAUUUAGCCAGCAGGAUGCGCAUGCUGUCUUCUUCCAAGGUGUUUUUGUCUGGCAAUGGUCAAGUUUACCGGAUGCUCACCGUUGCCCUCCUUCUGGGAAGCAAAUUUUUGGACGAUAACACCUUCCAGAACAAAUCGUGGGCGGAGGUCAGCAACAUCCCUGUGAGCGAGCUGAAUACGAUGGAGCUCGAAUGGUUAUUUGCUUUUGAGUGGAAGAUCCACGACCGCAUCUAUGACGAUCAGGACGGAUUCGCAUCCUGGCGCUCUCACUGGGACACGUGGCGUGCGAAGACCGCCCGGGCCCAUGAUUCGCGUCACAAUCUGGCCCCGAUCGACACUAACGUGUCCAGGGGUUCUAGAAUUUCCAAGCCGCUCAUGUCCCCGGAAGGUCCCAUCCCUCCCCAGUACCAGCGUAGCUCUCACUUUGAGACUUCCUGGCUCAACCCGGCGGCGUCUGAGUAUUCGCCCCCAUCAGCCCCCCACACUGGCCCUAACACCCCAGACUACUACGCUGUUGGACCGUGGGCUUAUACGAACCCGCCACCGCCAUAUUCCCGAACCUGGAUACCUCCCCAGCCACAAUACAUGCCACAGGCGCCACGGUCGCAACCACCCUCCUACCACCAUACCCCGUCAUAUGCGUUGCCAUUUGCACAGAGCGUAUGGACAGGUCAUGGUUCCUCCUGCGGUUGUUUGCAUUGUGCUAAACACGUUGAGCACUAUAUGUGCGCUGGUGCCUUCGGCGGAAUGCAACCUAUCCUUGCCGGCUAGUGGAUGGCUUGCCAGGCUGUUUCGGAAUCCGCGGUGUACA